GUGGCGCGGGAAUGGAAGGGCCGCUGGAUAACCUGGCCGUGGAGCCGGGAGGGCCGCGGGAAGUGGCAGAGCAGAUGGAGAGCCCGGCCGUGGGGCCGGGAGGGCAGCGAGAGGUGGUGGAGCAGCUGGAGGACCUGGCUGUGAAGCUGGGAGGGCAGCGGGAAGUGGUGGAGGAGACGGAGUGCCUGGCUGUGGAGUCAGGAGGGCAGCGAGAGGUAGUGGAGCAGCUGGAGGACCCGGCUUUGGGGCCUGCCGGGCAGCGGGAAGUGGCGGAGCAGCUGGAGAACCAGGCCGUGGGACCGGGCGGGCAAGCAGAUGGAGAGCCUGAGACCGAGUGCCUGGCUGUGGGCCCUGGCGGGCAGCGAGAGGUAGUGGAGCAGCUGGAGGACCUGGCGGUGGAAUCGGGCGGGCAGAGGGAAAUGAUGGAGCAGAUGGAGACCCUGGCCGUGGAGCUGGGAGGGCAGCGGGAAGUGGUGGAGCAACUGGAGAACCGGGCUUUGGGGCCGGGCGGGCAGCAGGAAUUGGUGGAGGAGAUGGAGUGCCUGGCCGUGGGACCUGACGGGCAGCGGGAAGUGGUGGAGCAGCUGGAGAACCCGGCCGUGGAGCCGGCCGGGCAGCGGGCGGCCGAGCGGGAGAUGGCGCAGAGCCCUGCGGAGGGCGGCGGGGGAGCCCAGGCCCCUCUGCCCGCAGCCGUGGGACCGCGCCGCUCGCCGCCGCCCGCCUGGCCCCGCUCUCCCGCCGCCGCUGUGCUCUCGUCGGACUCGGACAGUGAUUCAGAUAGUUCAUCAAGUACACUCUUCUCUUCAUCUUCGUCUUCAGCAGUAUCUGAUGAAGAUGAUCAUCCAAAUGAGAAGGAUAACAGAUCUUACUGUAUUAGGACAAAGGAUGAGUUGCCUAUUGAUAAAUUGCCUCCUGUUGAAGACUUAUCAAUAAUUCUUCCAGAUAAUGUUGAACUGAAGCUCUUUGGGACAGUUUCCAGCAUCAUUGAACAGCUAGUAAUAAUUGAAUCACUGAAAGGCCUGCCUCCAGUAAAUGAGGAAAGCAUAAUUUUUAAAGAAGAUCGGCAAGCGGUAGGAAAGAUAUUUGAGGUAUUUGGUCCUGUUUCACAUCCUUUUUAUGUGAUAAGAUUUAACAGCUCUGAGCAUAUCAAAGAGAAAGGUAUUAAUGUGCAAGAUAGCAUGUAUUUUGCUCCAUCAGUAGAGGACUUCACCCAGUAUAUAUUUGCAGAAAAACUAAAACAGGAAAAAGGUUCAGAUGCAUCUUGGAAGAAUGACCAAGAACCACCACCUGAAGUUUUGGAUUUCAGUGAUGAUGAAGAAGAAAGAGAGGCAAAACAGAAGAAAAAGAAACCUCAAAGUCAAGGAAGGAAGAAAGUCCGAUCAGAAACAUUUCCACCAAGUGAGAAUAAAGAACUUCAUCACUCAGUGAAGCAGCCUGCUUCAAGUUACUCAAGGGGGUACCGUGGCCGAGGGUUCUCCAGGGAUCUGUUUGCUCCUCCAUCAGGCCCUCGAGGGUUUUUCAGACCACAAGUAAGACCACCACCACUGUACUUCUCAGACUGGAGGAUGCACCAGGAACCACCAGUGUUCCCACCACCUCAUGGGAGAGAAAAUCCAACCAUGCAACAGUAUGGCUUUCCUCCUCCAGAUUUUGGUUAUGUCAGUGAUUGGCAUCAAUUCCCACCUCCGCCUCCAAAUACGAACAUGAUGUGGACAGGCCCAAACGCGUACAAUUCAUCCUACUCGUUUCUGCCGCCACCGCCGCCACCACCACCACCACCUCCUGCUCCAGACAGCCAUCCUCCUCAGUUCAGGCCUUAAUGAGAUUCCAUACAGGUCCAUGUGGAGCAUUGCAGUUUACAGGGAGAAAGAACAGCCUGCCAGGACUGCAUUCCCUUGUUCUGGAGAUGCUUUUUUUUUACUGCUGCGGUAGAGCAAAUGCAGAGUUUUGUGUUUUGUGGGACAUCUGCAGGAAAUUAUUUUUUUCUGUGUAUGUUUUCUGUUUCCAAAAAGAAAUUUAUAUGUUAAAAAUAACUGAAUAUUGAAUAAUAGUUUAUUUUUAUAUCUGCUACUUUAAGAUGAUAAAUAAAAGCCUUUUGGAGAUUGGUAUGUAGUGAUGGAAAUCCAUUUUGUAAUAAAUGUAAGAGUUUAUGUAACUACUGUUAAGUAGUGAUGAGGGCAUCUCACAUAGACAAUAUUAUAUUUUUAGAAUAAUGGUGUAUUGCUGUGCUAAAACAUGCUUCUCAAUUUCUGCAAAUUUGAAACUUACGUGGGAACUGAAAAUCUGACAUCUAAAUUUUGAGGUAGGUUUUUUUCCUAUAUGCAAGGCAUAAACCACUACUCAGCUUUCAGUACUUUACUAAUUUCAUGUUAACUAAAAGACUGUGUCUGGAUGGUUCUUUCUAAAAAAUAUCUGUAGUACCUAGAUCUGAAUUGGGACCAGUGCUGACUUGCUGUGUCACAUUUGGUGUUCUCCAAUGGUUGUAGAAGAUCAUCCUAUUCAUGGGUUUUGGAUUUAAUUUAGAAUCUAAAAUCAGCAUGAUUUCUC
Messenger RNA from Melozone crissalis (California towhee), 2547 nucleotides. RefSeq names its product nuclear assembly factor 1 ribonucleoprotein (gene NAF1). Gene Ontology annotation, molecular function: RNA binding. The record is from RefSeq and is a predicted model, not a curated record. The transcript is spliced from 10 exons. NCBI's taxonomy places the organism in Eukaryota, Metazoa, Chordata, Aves, Passeriformes, Passerellidae. Gene Ontology annotation, biological process: box H/ACA snoRNP assembly; ribosome biogenesis; pseudouridine synthesis. Bases 12 to 1820 code for a protein of 602 amino acids. Gene Ontology annotation, cellular component: sno(s)RNA-containing ribonucleoprotein complex.